This is a messenger RNA of Arachis stenosperma, 1805 nucleotides long. RefSeq names its product cyclic dof factor 3-like. NCBI's taxonomy places the organism in Eukaryota, Viridiplantae, Streptophyta, Magnoliopsida, Fabales, Fabaceae. Gene Ontology annotation, molecular function: DNA-binding transcription factor activity; DNA binding. Bases 75 to 1319 code for a protein of 414 amino acids. The transcript has 2 exons. Gene Ontology annotation, biological process: regulation of DNA-templated transcription. The record is from RefSeq and is a predicted model, not a curated record.
ACUUCACACUUUGCAAGUUUGCAUCACAAAAACAUCAUCAUAGUAGUAACAUCAAACACAACUACAAAAGAUUAAUGAGUGGUGCUGGGAACAUGUCUGAUAAUAAGGAUCCGGGUAUCAUGCUCUUUGGCAUGAAGAUUCCUUUGCCGGAGUUUCAGAUUCCAGCCAGCUCUCAAAUGGGUUGUCAAAUUCAGGCAAACUUUGCAGCCAUGAAUUCUUGCAGCAACCUGAAGAAAACAGAAGUAGAAACUCACUCUGCUCAAAACUCUGAGCAAGAAAAGAAUACUUGCGGAUCAAGCAACAGCAAACAAGAAUCCAAGAACACUGAGGAAGGAAAUGAGGAGAGUAGUAACACAGAUCAAGAAAGAAGUUUCAAGAAGCCAGAAAAGAUUCUUCAGUGUCCACGCUGCAACAGUUUAGAGACUAAGUUUUGUUAUUUCAACAACUACAACGUCAAUCAACCGCGGCACUUCUGCAAGAACUGUCAAAGAUAUUGGACUGCUGGUGGAACGAUGAGGAAUGUUCCGGUCGGAGCCGGAAGGCGGAAGAAUAAGCAUCUGGCCUCUCAAUUCAGACACAUAAUAGUAUCGGAGGGAACUCCGGCUGCAAGGUUAGAACCGAAAGAAGAUUCAUCUGGUAACAAUGGUUCUGUAUUGAAAUUUGGUCCAGAUGUUCCUCUCUGUGAAUCCAUGGAGUCAAUGCUUAGUCUUCGAGAUCAGAAGCCAAAUGUUGAUGCAGCAAGCUCAGCGAAUUCUUAUUUUCAAAAUGAAUCGUUAGAACAAAAGUGUUACCCUGUUCCUCCAUGGAUAUUUUCUUGGAAUCCAGGUUGGAACAAUGGUGGUUCUCCGGUGAGUUUGACUUUUCCGGCAACGAUGAGGGGAGUUCCAACCAUUUCGCCACCGAAUAUUCCGUUGCAAUUUGUUCCUGGAAGUUUCUGGAACAGAACACAAGUGUGGCCUUCACAAACCGCCGCAGUUUCAAUAGGAUCCAACGGUUGUCUUUCACCCUCUUCCUCUACUACAAGUAACAGUUGCUGCUCCGGCAAUGGCUCUCCGACGCUCGGAAAACACACCAGAGAUGGUAAUGUCUUCAUGGACGACGAGAAAUCGGAGAUAUGUGUUUUGGUUCCAAAGACACUUAGAAUUGAUGGCCUAAAUGAGGCUUCAAGAAAGCACUUGUAUGAAUCAGAAAAUGGUGUUUCGAAAAAGGUGGAACAAAAAGGACAAGGCAAAGAGCGUGUAUUAGGUGUGUCUCAAAUCUUGGAAGCUAACCCUGCAGCAGUUUCUCGUGUUCAUGCAUUUCAAGAGAGCAUACAAUGAGUUUCAGCUUUCAUUCAGCUGCGUUCGAAACGAGGAACAGAAUAAGACAAGACACUGAGACAGAGACAAAAGACAAGCACAAGCAAAUUUACGCAUGAGAAACAAGAAUAAGAUACUGAGAUAGAGACAGAAGACAAAAGACAAGUGAAUUCACUGGUGUCUUAUCUUUUGUCUCUAUCUCAGUAUUACCUCACAUAACAAACUUGGCAUAUUAUGGAGAAAAAGUGUUUUGCGGCCAGCAUAUAUAUAUGAAGAAUCUUCUUUAAUUUUUUAAUUAUGUCCUGAAAAUGAUUCUUGAAGUUGCAACAAUAAAACAGUGAUCCUGCAUCACUAAUCAUUUAAGGUAGUGUAAAUUGAAAGUUUAGUGAUUAUUAUUGUAUUUAAGCCUAUAUCAUGCAAAAUUACUCAGCACUAUAUAAUUUUUUAUAACGAUCAAAAUAUCCUUUAAAUAUUAUAUAAAUAUACCAAAUUUUACCAUUGUAUCUU